CAUGAACAUGUAUUGGAAAGUAAUGUCUCCAAGGUCCCUUAGAGCAACCUAUACAAGCAACAGGCUGCAUCACUACCAAGGAGGCUGCUGUUUGCAGCCACUGCACACCAGGCCCCCAUGAAGAAAGGAGCAUGCUCUCUGUCCCUUUUUCUGCAGGUAUCAGCUGGCGUCAGGAAACAGAUCCCAUCCCAUGGACUCCCACAGUAAGGAGCCAGGACUCCUGCCAUGUGAGACCUGUGACAUGGUUUUCCGCUCCUCAGCUCUGUUAGCCACCCACACUCAGCGCUUCUGCGUCGGCCGUGUGGCCCAGGAGAUGACAUUUGGAGUACAGCCCUCAGCAGUCUCUGAACCGCAGGGUGCCGCGGUUGUGCCACGAGAACUCCAGAGCUUCCAAGAACAGCAGGGCAGUGAAUCUGCGCUAAAGAGGUUAACAGAAGAGGUGCAGUGGCUGCGGUUGUCCCUACAGAAAAAGAGCCCCUGGAGGACAGAAGUAUCCAGAGAGUCCACAGGGCUCUGGAGACGAUCAGAGGCGCCGCCUCAGGGCCCCAUUUCCGAGGCUGCAGGAAGCCCCCGCGAGCGGCUGCGGGCGCUGCAGGCGACUCGCGCGAGGCGCGUGGCAGAGACUGAAGCACAGAACCGGGCCCUCGAGCGACGCGGCGAGGGUGAAGAAGGGGGGACUGAGGGUCUGCUCUGUCCCUCGCCAUUUGGCUUAAGGUUGCUCGGGCUGGUUCUAACUCAGUCCCACGUUCCCUCAGAGCUGAGCCGGUGCCUCCAAGAUGUGGCCCGUAGGCGGGCAUCCCGCCUAUUAGGCUUGGAGCGGGAGCUUCGGGAACUCCGAGCAGAGGCGGGGCAGACGCGAGGAGCUCUAGAGGUGUUAGGGGAGCGCGUUCAAGAGCUACAGCCGGAGCCAGGAGCCCGACAGAACUCCAGGCAAAAUGCAGAGCUCUGGUUUCCGGUGCUCCAGGCCAAACCAGGCACUCUGGCUGCUGAAAUUGGGGCCUUGCGUGAGACCUAUAUUCGAGGAGGGGGUCGAGACCCGGGCGUACUGGGCCAGAUGUGGCAGUUGCAAGUGGAGGCGUCAGCACUGGAGCUGCAGCGGUCACGGACUCACAGGGGAAGGGCAGGUGCCCCAUCCGAGGAGCUGCUAAUAGUCGAAGCCGAAAAUCGGCGCCUGGAAGCAGAAAUCCUGACCAUGCGGAUGCAGAGAGGCCCCGGCCGGGCGCCUUGGGGACCUGGGGAGCCGCGACUUCUGGCUGGUCCUAGGCUACGACAGAAGGGGAGGAGAGAUAGCCCGCUCCUGCCGCCACCGGUGGCGCCCCCACUCCCGCCGUUUCCAAGCUCCACAGACUUCCAGUUCUUGGGUGGCUUGGGAAAGGCUCCACAGCUUCCUGGAAUAAUGACCAGGAAUCUGGGCCUGGACCCGCACUUUCUCCUGCCUGCAUCUGACGUACUGGGCCCUGCACCCUACGACCCUGGGGCUGGCCUGGUCAUCUUCUAUGACUUCCUUCGGGGUCUUGAAGCUUCUUGGACUUGUGUGCAGCUAACGACUGGCUUGACACGAGAUGGCCAAUAUACAGGAGGGACCACAGCAUUGCCCCCCGCCCUUUGCUUGCCCCCACCUCCAGCUCCUGGACCAAAGGGCAACUGUGCCAUCCUUGCCAAUAGGCAGCCUGUGCCCAGGCUGCUACCCUCACCACCAGUAUCACUGGUCUGUGAGCUACAGGCCUGGCAGGGACUGGCAUGGGCUAGGGCACCACAGCCAAAGGCUUGGGCCUCACUUGUGUUAUUUGAUCAAGACCAGCGGGUGAUAAGUGGCCGCUGGCGCCUCCCACUUCGGGCCCUUCCUGUGAACCCUAGCCUUAGCCUUGGACAGAUGAAUGGGAUCCCUCAGGCAGGUCAGGCUGAGCUUUUCCUGCGGCUGGUGAAUGCAAGAGAUGCAGUUGUCCAGACACUGGCAGACAUCAAUCCAACAAGUGCCCUUGAGUACCAAUACCCACCUCUGGUCUCAAGUUCAUCUUCACUGGAAGCCAACUCCCUCACCUCGACAGGGGGCUUUGCUGAUCCCCCACCUCCUGCAGAAGAACCCCUCAAUGGAGUAAAGGAUAGAGACAAGGUUUUGGGAUCUCACUUCAACUUUGACCUGCCCCCAGUGAACUUCUGAACUUAGGCAAAUGUGGUAUGAACAUGUGCAGGACUAGGGUCCAGAGUGGAGGUCCAUUUCCAGAUUUGCGGCUUUACUACACGUUCUGACAUAGGGCCUGGAAACAAAUGGUGAUUUAUGGGUACACACAAGCUCCAGCCACAGUUUUACCACCUUUCUCCAGUACCUUCUUAGCUGUGCUGCUUUUCUAAGGUAGAUUGAUGUGAAGAUUAAAUUACAUCAGGUAUUUACAAUAUUGCCUGGCAUGUAUAAUUCUCUGAAAGGUGACUGGGAGCAUUCUUUAAUUCCAACUGAAGGAUUUUUAGGUAAAGAAAUUCUGACUUGCUUUGUGCUAAAGCCAACUUUAUUGUCAGACUUCGUCCUAAUCCU
This is a messenger RNA of Nycticebus coucang (slow loris), 2530 nucleotides long. RefSeq names its product coiled-coil domain containing 17 (gene CCDC17). Bases 191 to 2161 code for a protein of 656 amino acids. The transcript is spliced from 13 exons. Lineage: Eukaryota; Metazoa; Chordata; Mammalia; Primates; Lorisidae. The record is from RefSeq and is a predicted model, not a curated record.